Messenger RNA from Linepithema humile (Argentine ant), 740 nucleotides. RefSeq names its product thialysine N-epsilon-acetyltransferase. Gene Ontology annotation, molecular function: N-acetyltransferase activity. Lineage: Eukaryota; Metazoa; Arthropoda; Insecta; Hymenoptera; Formicidae. The record is from RefSeq and is a predicted model, not a curated record.
UAUCAAUGAUCAUAUCUCCUUGUAAGUUCUUUGAAAGUCGUAUCAACGAUCAUAUCUCCUUAUGUGUUCGAGGAUUACCGUGUUCAUUUUUUGCUAUACUAUUACUUUCGUUAAUAUUUUUAAAUAUUUACUAUUGUAUUAUAACAUAUAAAGUUUAAAUCCGUCUUCCACAUUAAUAAUGGCUGAAAUAAUUAUACGAAAAGCUAGACGAGAAGAUUGUAAAGCUAUUAAAACACUUAUACAGGAAUUGGCAGACUAUGAGAAGAUGCCAGAUGGACCAACACUUGAUCAAGAGACUUUAGAAAGAGAUGGCUUUGAUGGACAGCCAUUAUUUUUUUGCAAUGUGGCAACAUCAAAUGAAAAACUUAUUGGUUAUGCUAUUUUUUAUUACUCUUAUUCUACAUGGUGUGGAAAAAUUAUGCAUUUGGAAGAUCUCUAUGUGACAAAAGAGUUUCGAGGAAAAGGUGUUGGUGAUAAACUUCUGAAAUCUGUUGCAAAAGAAUCAGUUGACACCAAUUGUAACCAAUUGGAUUUUGUGGUUCUCAACUGGAACCCAGCACAAGAGUUUUAUAAAAAACAUGGAGCUAAAGAUUUGACAUCUAUAGAAAAAUGGCAUUAUUGUCGUAUCUCUAAUGCAGAAUUGAUGAAAUUGGCAUCUUAAUGUGAAUAGCAUAAACCAAAAUAUCCAUACUAAUUGAUAGUAUUACUUUGUAUUUAUAUACAAUAUAUAUUUUUUAUUU